AUGGCCAUCUCGAACGGUAACACAUCUCGCACCGCCGGUACGCCCAAGUGCAUGCCCGGGCCGAACCCAGCGCCUUGCUUCUGGCAGAAAGACCUAUCACAGGAUCUGAACGAGCUACGUGACCACCGCUCUUCAGAGCAGCUCCUUGACUACAGCGACAUUGUCAUCAUCGGCGCUGGAUUCGCGGGCCUCAGCACGGCGCACCACCUCGUUCGAGACGCUGGCGCCAAGUCUAUCUGUAUCCUUGAGGCCCGGGGUAUCUGCUCUGGAGCUACUGGUCGUAACGGUGGACACUGUAGGCCAGAUCUCUACGGUCAUAUUCCUACCUACAUAGAUCGAGCUGGCGAGCGCGCUGGUGCUGAGAUUGCGGAGUUUGAGAUUGCGAAUCUUCGCGCCAUCAAGAAGAUUAUUGAUGAAGAGAAGAUCGAUUGCGACUUCACUCUUACCCGAUCUAUUGAUGUCUGGUGCAACGAGGAAUCGGCUAAGAAAGCAGAAGCCGUGUACCAAUCAAUGGUGUCUCAUAACUUUGAGUAUAUGGACGAUGUUGUGUUUUACACAGGCGACAAAGUCAAAGGUAUCUGCGGUGUUAAAGGCGCUGUUGCAUGCGCAAGCUUUACCGCCGGGACCAUGUGGCCCUUUAAAUUCUUGAUGCACCUCACAAGAAAACUCAUCGCCGCAGGCGUCAACGUCCAGGCCCAUACACCUGUCACUUCUGUGACGCCAGAUCCCUCCGGUGACGGUUCAUUCAUCGUCGAGACGCCUCGUGGCAAGAUGCGAGCAGGAAAGGUGAUUCAUGCCAACAACGCCUAUGUCUCAGCGCUUCUUCCUGAGUACAGCAAGAACAUCAUCCCCUGUAAGGGCAUUUGCUGUCGUAUCACUGUCCCAGAGGGAACUACAGCGCCGCUAUUGAACAACUCUUACAUAAACCGCACCAAGGAUAACACACUCUCAUACUUUAUCCCUCGACAUGAUGGCAGCAUAAUUGUAGGCGGCGCUUCGUCCCUGUUCCGGCCAUUUAAGGAACAGUGGUAUGACAAUGUAGACGACAGUGUGCUUAUCGACUCUGCAAAGGACUACUAUGAGGACUACAUGCAGCAGACCUACCGUGGCUGGGAGGAGACUGGUGCUAAAGUGAGCAAUAUCUGGACUGGCGUGAUGGGUUAUUCAUACGACUCAAACCCACACAUCGGUAAGGUUCCCAGCAAGGAUGGGCAGUUCAUCGUAGCUGGGUUUAAUGGACACGGUAUGCCUGUCAUUUGGUUGGCAGCCAAAGAGCUGGCUAAAAUGGUAGCGCAAGGGACUCAAUUCGAGGAGACGAAACUGCCUCGCUUGUUCCAGACAAGCCAGUUCCGCAUUGACCGGGCACAGAGCGGUAAGGAGGAGGAUGGUGAUAUUAUAGGCACCGGUUGGAACAAGGAUCUCAAGGAGAACCAGGUCAGCUAUGCAUAG
Fusarium tjaetaba is the source of this 1449-nucleotide messenger RNA. Its product is annotated as FAD dependent oxidoreductase superfamily. Bases 1 to 1449 code for a protein of 482 amino acids. The transcript is spliced from 3 exons. Gene Ontology annotation, molecular function: oxidoreductase activity. Lineage: Eukaryota; Fungi; Ascomycota; Sordariomycetes; Hypocreales; Nectriaceae. The record is from RefSeq and is a predicted model, not a curated record. Gene Ontology annotation, cellular component: cytoplasm.